GCGUAUGAUGAAAAGAGAGCGCACAAAUGGAAGAAAAAGAAAAGAAAAAAAGAGAGAGAUAAUUGAGACGUUCCCAUAUCUGUAAACGUGGGUAGGGCUUCAACCGGCAACAGUCAUUUUCGAGGGAGAUAACAUAACAAAAGAGAAGGAAGAAGAAGCUCUUGAGGUCAUUCUCGUCUUUUCACAAUUUCCUCCUCUUUCUCUCCGAUCUCUCGCUGCCAUUGCGAUUUAUGUUGAUAACAUGAUAACCGAUUUAUGUUGAUCGAAGUGUUUUUGGAAGUCUUGGAAUAUUACGCUCCAUAACAUCAACCUUAGACCACCACUAUGUGGAACUUUGCAUCCAAUUGUGUAGCUGGCAAUAUUGGGCUAAAAAAUGACUCUCCAAAGCGUACUCAGCAUUUAGCAGAUUGCUCAGAUGAUGAAACAUCUUCAAUAACCAGCAGGGAGGAGGGACUUGAGUGCCCAAUAUGCUGGGAAUCUUUUAACAUUGUUGAAAAUGUACCCUAUGUUCUAUGGUGCGGCCAUACACUGUGUAAAAACUGCAUCCUAGGACUACAAUGGGCUGUUGUGAAGUUCCCUACUUUGCCGCUCCAGCUUCCACUGUUUAUAGCUUGUCCCUGGUGCAAUUUGUUAUCCCUUCGUUUGGUUUAUAGAGGGACCCUUAAGUUUCCUCGUAAAAACUUCUUUCUUCUCUGGAUGCUUGAGAGUAUGAAUGGUGACAGAACAAAGUCUCAUAAUUCAUCUUGUGGGGAUCAUCAAACAACAGCCUGGCCAUCAUGUACAAAAUUCCUAGGAAGUACAGCAAGCCAGUCUAACCAACCGAGGGGACAGUAUGUUCAUCACCCAGAAUCAUCAGGCUCGAACCAUGAUCACAAUUACAUCAGUGGUUCUCUUGCUAUUGAGAGACUUCAUUCUUCUCUUCGCAAGUCUCUUAUUUUCUUCGUUCAUUUGACAGCCAAGUUUCCUCUGGUGGUUGUAUUUCUCCUGAUCAUCAUGUACGCUAUACCAGCCAGUGCAGCAAUCUUGGCCUUGUACAUGCUCAUCACCGUUGUGUUUGCUCUCCCAUCUUUUCUAAUUCUGUACUUUGCAUAUCCCAGUUUGGAUUGGCUGGUUCGAGAAAUCUUCACCUGAAAUGCUGUUUUUGUUCUCUUGAUCUUGUGGGACUAAAACUGUGUUAGAAAGCAGCAAUUCAGUUGAGUGCAUCUUAAUUGAAUGCAUAAUUUGACGACAUUUCUGGCAUCAGUUCUCGUUGUAAAUUCUUUCAUGGUGUAAGAGGGAGAAAAUGUUUCAAGUCAUUUUGGCCAAGAAUUAUCUCAUAUUGUAGUUGGGUAUGCCAUUUGGUAAUUGUCAGGUUGUAAUUUGUUUCUACAAUAGCAACCAUUCUCCAAUGUCAGAAACAAAUUGGUUCUAGACAUUGUUAAUACAAGUAAUUUUGACAAGGAGACCAGCUGUAUUUUCAUAGUGUCUGUAUCAUCGUUCGGGAACUACUUUUUGAAGAUCUUGUGCCUGUUCUCUUGUAUGUACCCUCAAACGGUUGCACAGUUAAUUAUCCUCGGUUACUUUCUGUUAUA
Nicotiana attenuata is the source of this 1571-nucleotide messenger RNA. RefSeq lists its product as uncharacterized. NCBI's taxonomy places the organism in Eukaryota, Viridiplantae, Streptophyta, Magnoliopsida, Solanales, Solanaceae. The transcript has 2 exons. The record is from RefSeq and is a predicted model, not a curated record. Bases 325 to 1131 code for a protein of 268 amino acids.